Messenger RNA from Octopus bimaculoides (California two-spot octopus), 5350 nucleotides. RefSeq names its product transient receptor potential cation channel subfamily M member-like 2. Gene Ontology annotation, cellular component: plasma membrane. The record is from RefSeq and is a predicted model, not a curated record. Gene Ontology annotation, molecular function: ligand-gated calcium channel activity. Gene Ontology annotation, biological process: calcium ion transmembrane transport. Lineage: Eukaryota; Metazoa; Mollusca; Cephalopoda; Octopoda; Octopodidae.
AGGAGGAGAAAAACUGCUGACCUACUAUAUAUUGAUAGUAGAAGACUAAAUGAGGUGCGACUAAGAAAGAAUUUAACGGUUGGUGUGAUAGAUUCCAAGAAGGCUUACGGCAAUGUUCCACACUACUGCUUCUUGGAAUACCUGAGGACGCUCAGAAUCAAUGAGAAGAGAAGCAGCCUUUUGUGAAAAGCGAUUAAUGUGUGGGAAGUAGAAUUAAUAUGUGCAAAGGAAUCGUUUGAAGCGUAAAAAUACGCAGGGGAUAUUCCUAGGAGGCUCACUCUCUCUUUUAUUCCAUUUAUAAAUCACCUGCUUCAUAUGGAAGGCCACAAGCUAUACACAAGAAGAGAAAAAGACUCGGAUUCUCUAAUCCAAAUAAGAAAUAUUCAGCAAGGAUAUUGGGAUGCUGCCUAGGGUAAAUAAAUGCGCAUUGUUAAUUAUUAAGAGAGGCUGGAAGAUAAGCUCCGAUGGUAUAUCAUUAGAUAAUAAUUAGGUGAGUGAUACAAGUGCGUGGAAAUGCUGCAAGACGAUAGGAAAACGGAAGGAGAAACGAGAAAGAAAAUCUUCAAAGAGUACAUGAGAAUAAUCAGAAAGGUGCUCAAAGCAAAGUUAAAUGGAGAGAAUAUUAUUAAAGUAAUAAAUACACGAGUCAUGCCAAUAUUAGGAUACACUGCUCCCUUUCUAAAAUGGACAAAGAUCGGAUCUCCGUAGCUUAAAUAGAAAAAAAACACACACAAAAAAAAAACAAAAACAAAACAAAAUAAAACUAUGAAGCAGCUCACAAUUCUAACAGUAAUGCCGACAAACUCUACCUACCAAGAAAGAAAGGAAAAUGAGAAUUACUAAACACAGAAGACAUCAUUACUACUGCGAUAUUAGGGUAAGAAAAUUAUGUUGUGCAAAGUGAAAGAACAGUAUCGGCGGAUGGAAAUAUUUAAAAAGUGGCUGAAACACCCGAAGAAUUCAAGACAUGAUGGAAGAACAACAGAACAAACAGAUAGACAGAAAUGGAAUUACAUAGGCAAUUCAUGCAACAAACUGAAAAUGCUGGAAGUGGACAACGCUGGCCCUGUCUAGCGGACGGAAACAUGAAACAAGAAACCGAAACGUGAAUUAUAGUUGCUUGAAAAUUGGGACUUUGCAUCAUCGUAACUUUUAAAAUAAUGCAUCGGUCAACUUAUUUUACCAUUUUGAAAAUUCUUUUAUAUUGGGGCUUAAACACCGGGAUAUCCAAAGACAGUUUCUUCCCCGGUACUACUGGAAUUUAGCAAAUUAAAAGUGACAAACCGGUUACAUCUUCAGCAAGCGUGAAAAGUUUAUUUAUAUAUCUUAACAAGUGUCUUUCUUUUCUUGUGACCGUCCGCCGGGUGAUCGUUCGCAGCUGUGUGGUACAGGUAGCUAACCUGCCGAAAUAUUAUAGGAACAUAAAAUAUUGAAGAGAAAGCAAUGACUACCAACAACGAUGAUGGAGAUGAUAAAAAGAAAGUUAUUGAUGAUGAAAAGAAGAGAAAUAAUGAAAUGAAGCUAUGGAUGAGACAUCACAUAAAAUUGAGCUUAGUAAAAUCAAAUCCUCGAAGUAAUGAUCAAGCACACGAGAGAAAUAGAAACGAUCUACAAAAGUUACCAAGUAGUGAAGAAAUCAGAAUAGGAGAAACAAAUUCUAAUCUUCCCCCAAUACCUGAUAAUGCUGAUUGUCAGAGUUCUACAUCAGAAUUCUGUACUGAUGCAUUUGGUGAUGUGAAGUUUGUAGGAUAUGGGCAGAAAAUUGCAAAGUUUGUACGUGUGGAUUAUGAAACUCCAAUGGAAACUAUUAUUGAUCUGAUAACAGUUCAAUGGAAUUUACCAUUGCCUAAGUUAUUCAUUUCUGUGAGUGGAGGAAGAAAGAGAUUCCAGUUGACACCACAUUGUAAAGAAGCUUUUGGGCAUGGCUUAGUCAAAGCUGCAAGGAGUACAGGUGCCUGGGUCAUAAGUGCAGGUUUACAUGCUGGUGUUGUGAAAUAUAUUGGCAAAGCUAUACAUGACAAUUGUAUUGGCAAUAAUAAAGUGGUGACAAUUAGUAUUGCAUUAUGGAACUGUGUACAAAACAAGGAGUCCUUAGAAAAUGACGAUGGAUCUUGGCCUGCAGAAUAUCACAUAGGAAAAGAACCUCACCAAAACAUGUGUGCUUUGGAUCCUAAUCAUUCACAUUUUAUCCUUGUUGAUAAUGGCACAACUGAAAUUUCUAAUGAAGAUAUUGAGUUCAGAAAAAUGUUGGAAAAUACUAUUAAAAAAAAGAAAAUCCAAGGGAGUAAUACGGUUAAGAUUCCAGCUGUUGUAAUAAUGGUUGAAGGUGGACCUGGAACUCUGAAGUCAGUUUGUGAUUCAAUAUCACGCAACAUUCCAGUUGUAAUAGUAAAGGGAUCUGGUCGAGCUGCAGACAUCAUGGCUUAUGCUUAUCAAAAAAUGCUUGAAGAUAAAACUUAUAGAUCUCAACUAAAGAAACUGAAAGUUGUUAUAAGAAAAAAAAUUACUAAAGGAUUUGGAAAAAAUGAACAGGUAGAACCAUUGGUUAAUCUUGUGUUGGAUUCCGUUAAUAAACCAAACCUAAUAACUAUUUUUGAAAUAGAUUCAGCUGAAGACUUUGAUGUAACAAUCUUGAAGGCUGUGUUCAAAGCAAACAACAACGAAUUAGAAAAUUUGAGACUUGCAUUGGAGUGGAACAGAAUUGAUAUUGCAAAGAGUGAAAUAUUUACAGACGGGACUUACUGGCCACCUGAAAAGUGGGUUGAUUCUUUGUUAUUUGCACUUCGUGAAGACCGUGUUGACUUUGUGAAAUUUUUCAUGGAAUAUGGAGUUAGCUUGAAAGAAUUAUUAACCGACAAAAAUAUUGAAAACUUGUACAAAAUGGAAAGUAAAGAUAUUAGCAUUAAAGAUGGAGUUCCUUUAUUCCACAAACUCAUGGAUGAGUAUGCUCUUUUGCAAAAGAAAGCUGGUCAAGAUAGAUUCUCAGCAAUUUACCAAUCUAGUCUUCCCAUUGCAACAAAAUUGUUCCUAUGGGCAGUAUUUUUGAACAGAAAAGAAAUGGCAUUUUUAUUUUGGAAAGGCGGCAUGGAGGUAUUGCCAUCUGCUCUAAUUGCAAAUAAAUUGCUGAAAUCUCUGAAACUAAAAUGUAAAGAUUAUGACAAACGGAUCAAAUUUCAAGAACAUGCUGAUCUUUAUGAAGAAUGUGCCAUUGGAGUUUUGACUGAAUGUUACUACGCAGAUGAAAAAGGGACAUUAGAUUUACUGUUGCUACAACGGAAAACCUGGAAUGAUGCUUCAUGCAUGCAAAUAGCAUUUAAUGUUAACAAUAAGAAAUUUGUGUCCCAGGCUGCUUGUCAAUCUUUGUUGACCAAAAUUUGGAUGGGAAGCAUAAGCACAAAUAACAGUAUUUUGAUGUUGUUACUUUGUACAUUCUGUCCAUUGCUUAUAUUUCUAAUAAAGUUUGAUGAUAAAAAGGACCAUAAUGAGAGAAAUAACAAACUAAACCACCGCCAGAAGUUAAGAAUAUGUCCAUCAUGCUUGAGCAAAGUGUUAUGCAGAUGUGUGACAUUCUACUGCACUCCUUUCGUAAAGUUUUUGACCAAUUUGAUAUUUUAUGUAAUUUUCCUUGUCAUCUAUAGCUAUGUGUUACUUGUUGAACUUAAACCUCAGAUUUCUUAUCUAGAAUGGCUUCUUCUUGUGUGGGUGAUUGGAAUAUUUACAGAAGAAAUACACCAGAUAUUAACAAGAAGUUCUAUGUCACUUUGGAUACGAUUUACCAAUUACAUCAAUGACUUUUGGAACAUAGUUGAUGUUAUAACCAUCAGCUUGUUCAUUUUUGGAGUCAUUCUUCGCUACUUCAAACUGAUGGAUGCUACUAGAGUGGUUUUCAAUUUAAAUUUGAUUUCCUUCUACAUUCGUGUUCUCUAUAUGCUUUCAUCUCACAGACAUCUUGGACCAAAGCUUGUAAUGAUAAAAAAAAUGAUGCAAGACCUUGGAUAUUUUAUCAUAAUUCUGUGUAUUUUCAUGAUUGCUUUUGGCAUUGCUACCCAAUCAAUUCUCUAUCCAAGUACACCAGUCUCAUACGAUUUAUUUAAAGCAGUGUUUAGAAAGGCAUAUUUCCACAUGUAUGGAGAACUUUUUCUUGAAGAAUAUGAAGAAAAUAUCAAAUCCAAACUUAUUAUGUAUAUAGCACCGAUUCUAAUGUGUUUAUACAUCUUGAUAGUGCAUAUUUUGCUUCUAAAUUUACUUAUUGCUAUGUUUAGCUUUAGUUUUCAAAAAGUGCAGGAAAUGAGUUAUCACCACUGGUCCUUCCAAAGAUAUGAGCUUAUCUAUGAGUUUUGUGUACGUCCUCCUUUGCCUCCACCUUUUAUACUGCUUAGUAACAUCUACCAAUUUUGUCAUUAUCAAUAUAAGAAAGCACGAAAUGCAUAUCAAAAACAUUCUGUAUUUAGUAAACAAUUUGAUGUUAAUGGAAGCAAACAUUUAAUUCUCUGGGAAGAUCAGAUGGUCGACUCUUACAUAUCAAAGAAAGAUAUUUCUGUCAGUGAUAGCUUGUAUAAGAAAGUGAUUUCAUCAUCAAAUAAAAUUGACCAAUUAUCAUUGAAGGUUGAAGAAUUACGACGUAAUGUUGAAGAAAAGAUUGAGGAGGGGCUACGUGUUCAGAUGGAAAAUGUAAAUAAAAAAAUUGAUACAAUUAUUGCAUUGUUAAAUGGAAUGACAGAGCAAACACACUUCUAACGAAAUAGCUCUUGGAGAAGACUUUCCUGAAUCUAACGAAACAUGAACUUACCAACUUCAGGAGAAUCCUGCCCACUAUAUCACCUCUAUAUAACCAUAUAACUAUAAAAUUACCAUUUACUGCACUUAAAGUAUCAAUUAGUUACUAAUAUUAACAAAACGUAGCAACACAGAAAUAAAUUCUAAAAUAAAAAAAGUAAUGUAUAUGCCAAAUAUUUUAAUCCUAUAUCUAAUCCAAUAUCUUAAUGUAAUAUAUUAACAUAUAAUUUACUACCUGUCAGGUAAAUACAAGAAUCUGAAGUAAAAGAUAAAGAGAUAAAACUUUGGAAUUAGUGAUGGAGCCUAACCAACUUAUUGAGAAUUCCACGAUAUAUAAUCAGAUUACCAUAUAAUUAACAUUUACUACAUUUAAUAUUCAGAAAUCUUUUUACCUUUAUUCUUCUAAAAUAUUAAAAAUAGUCUGAUAUGUUAUUUUACUUUUACAGGUUCUAAAAUAAUAAUGAUAUUCAGAAAUCUUUUUCACUUUUAUUCUUCUGAAAUAGUAAAAAUAUUCAGAAAUGUAACUUUAUGUUUAUUAAUUUUUUAUUACAUUAAAGUUAAUUAGAAUAAUAAA